AUGGCUUCAAAGGAUCACGCACAGGCGGACGGUCCAGACCCUGCCACAAGCGCGGCUGAAUCGAUAUUCACUACCCCCGAACCCUCACAACCCGUGUUUAGCACAGCUGUGGAAGCGGACGACAGUGCGAUCAAGUCUGCCCCGUCUACAGACGCCCCGCAGGAGAGUACAGCGACUGGCCCCACGAAUACGAAUACCACAGACAAUGUUGAUCUCUCCGCACCCAUCCCUUCACAACAGAGUGAUACAGAGGCAGUUCCUUUAGCCACCGUAUCACCAGAAACAGAGGAGCAAAAGGUAGCGGCAACAGCACCCGAGCCAUCAUCCGAUGCAUCAGUCAAAGAACCGGAAGAAUCCGGGCCUUCCUUGACAAUCGUCCUGCUGUUAAUAACGGGCACGCGAUACCCCAUCAAAAUCGAUGCAAACUACUUGCGGAAAAGAGAUAUCACCGUGGAUAAUAAUGAUCCGUUUGCUAUGAGCGUUUACACUUUGAAGGAGUUGAUCUGGAGAUCAUGGCAGGAAGAUUGGGAAACCCGCCCAUCAUCCCCUAGCUCUAUCCGCCUAAUCUCGUUCGGAAAGCUACUUGACGAUAAAUCUCCCCUCUCAGACUCCAAGUUCAGCAGUGACGCACCCAAUGUAGUGCAUAUGACUGUUAAACCCCAGGAGGUUGUUGACGAGGAGGACGCCAAGGGUGGUAAGACACAGUACUCUCGCGAUCGAGACACCAGUGAACGGAGUCCAAGGUGCCGCUGUGUUAUCCAAUGA
Molecule: messenger RNA, 765 nt
Organism: Aspergillus puulaauensis
Lineage: Eukaryota; Fungi; Ascomycota; Eurotiomycetes; Eurotiales; Aspergillaceae
Exons: 3
Coding region: 1-765 (254 amino acids)
Source: RefSeq, a predicted model, not a curated record